AAUGCCAUUUGUUUCAUUCUCUCAUGUUGCCUCUCCGAAAGCUCUCUGUUUCUCUUUUCUCAUCCAUUCACAGGUGGAUGAGAACCACCGUUCCACGGAGUCAUCUACGGUCACGAACGGUUGCCGGAGUUCACACUAGGCUCCCAAAAUGGUCAUUUAGUGCCCUAAAGUUCGAAACCAAGCCCCUUUUUUUCCUAAAAUUUACAACCAAAAACCUAGAUCUUGAAAUCAAAGAGUUACUUCUGGAGACUCUUCACGUUCCUGACGAUCACAGCAUCACCACCAGUGAGACACUCAACCCAAAAGGCCUCUCUGGUUCUCUAUUUUCUUUUGUUCAUGCACGAGCCGAGCUUAUUUUCCAAUGUCCUCCUCAACCAAAAAAAAGGUCACCAUCUGUCAAAACCAGAUCUUUGGCAUCUAGCAGUAAGAGUUUUAGAGAGGGGGACCAGUGGUCCCAGGGGUUUCUCAUGUUGAUAAUGAGAACAGGGGGACCAAAACUGUGCACUGGAUGCACACACGAGUGGCUAAGGGAAUCGGGCGACGUGGGAAGUUUCUAGAAAUCUUGACAGCGGCAAUGGCAGUGUUGGAGAGAUAGGGUUUACAAACAUAAUUUGUAAUAUAUCUGGACCGUUGGUUUUCUUUAGAUCUAACGAUGGAUCUUUUAGUGGC
Molecule: messenger RNA, 669 nt
Organism: Hibiscus syriacus
Lineage: Eukaryota; Viridiplantae; Streptophyta; Magnoliopsida; Malvales; Malvaceae
Exons: 2
Coding region: 24-557 (177 amino acids)
Source: RefSeq, a predicted model, not a curated record